ACGAAGGAGAACAAGAACACAGCUAACUAUCACGUCAAAAACCUCUAUCUACGCCGAAGAAACCGAAAUUUUGUUUGUCACGGGUUUUUUACGAAAAAGGACAGGAAAGCUAAGAACCCGCUGCGAAGACUCGAAAGCCGGAGGAGAAAAUCACAGCCUUCUGAACGACUUCUUAAGCCGUUGUUGGAAACCGUUUGUUUUGGACAACGGGGUAAAGAAGUACGACGAAAAUGGCGAAGGUCAUUGACAUCAAAGAGAAGGACGCGGAGAACCCCAUGCCCGCGGGAAGCACCAGUGGCUUCAAGUUCCAGCAGGAGUCGCAGGCGCUAUCCUGUGUAAAAACGUCCCCAUACCAGAGUCAAGUUGGGGACUUUGCAACACAAACCUUGAAGUUUUGGGAAGCACGCAUGACAAAUUGUAGGCUGUAGUGUAGUGCAGUUUAGCAAACAAAGCCGCAUAACAAAUCCAUCUCCAUAUCCUGUUUACAGCAUUACAAGUUCCAAAAUACAACGGGAAAUGCCUCUCAUCGGGAUGCGCAUUACAAACGCUCUUGUGCUUGCAGAUCUGCAUGACAACUCUGGGGUGGGGAUGUUUUUACACAGGAUAGGCGCGGUGCAACCGCUACGGCAUCGUCGUCGUCGGCCUGUGCGUCGUGAUAUGCAACGCAAAUACGUCUGGGUCUGGGUUUGUGAUGCAAGAGGUGAAGAGGAACAACAUCUGUGAUGCAUGAAUAGGAACGACUACGACCGCAACCGCUUUAUUCUCUUUCGCGGUGGGACCGGCGAGAGUUUGUCAUGCAAAGCACGGCAGAAUAGCAACAGCUCGCAAGAACAACACGCGAGUAGUUUGUGAUGCGUGUCUGUCGUGCAAGACACUGCUCUGUCAUGCAAGACUCGGCAAGGUAAAUCAUGUUUUUGCACUCAUCCUCCACCCACUACCAGACAUAUUUGCAUUUGAUACGUGAUUUGCGUGGUCCUCGCGGGUGCUUCCCAGUCUUCCUUGAUACGCCGCAUGGUAGUAUUUGUUUUUCUCUGAUUUGUCAUGCGAAUCACUGCAUUGGAGAAAGGAUUUGUGAUGCAGAAGUGGCAGUACCUAGUUUUUACGCAAAAAAAAAAAAUCAAAACAGCUCGGGGAAUCCCUGAUCGACCGCACCAAUCCGGGGACCGCUCGGAUCGUAUGAAAUCGCAAAAAACUUUGUGAGGGCAUAGAGUAGGAAUGUCAGCGUGACGGAAGUCUUUUCUCUUGCUGUUCUCUGCAUAAAGAAAUGGGUAAAAAGUGCUGCUAGAAGAGGAAUACGCGCGGCUGAAAUCUUGAGCCAAUUUUUCAUGCGGGCCCGUUGUGCAUGUGCUCUUCGGACACGCGCGCCUCGUCAAUGACAAAUUCAAACUAUGUUGAAAGGCGUGAAUGUGUAACCUAGCAAGCCUGAGGAAGAUGCCUGCGUGAGAAAGUGAUUUUUUUUGUCACCGGAGGUGGAGGGAGUAACACCACUACCACAGUGGUAGAUCUAGAUAAGUACAUACUAGUCCACCUAUGCCACUCUGUGUUUGCACUCGAUACGCCACGAAAAUGCCGGAAUUUCUGGAACCUAAGGCCAUGUACGAUUUCGAGGACAUAUGGAACUGAAAAACCACCUUCUGUUUUGCCACGUGAUUUGUCAUGCGAUGUUCAGCAUUGGUGCACAAUCAUGCUGACAUCACUACUAAUCUGUCAUGCGGACACAGCUCGUUGGCCACAAUGCAGACUGAUCAGAGUACUACUUAUUCAUUGUCUACUACUGUAGCAGCUCCGUAUGCAGAAAUACCAGCAUGGUCCUACAUGCAAGACAAAAAAUGCAUCAGAAGAGCGGCUUUUUUCAGCUUGAUAGAAGGGCGGCAAGGCUGCGUCCGCACCGGCGACGGACUUGACGGCGGCGACCACGCAGUACGGUAGGGAAGAAUUUGGGUCAAAAUAAGCUGUUGGAUUUGUCAUGCUGGAAAUAGCGCUGGAAUGCAAAUAGAUGCAAAUUUUUUCAAGAUAAUGGUGGAUGAGCCCCCUACAACUGGGUCUUGAACUUACUGGCCCUGGUCAGGAAAAUUAUGGGUGAUAGAAAUCUCCGAAAAAUGACAGAACAAUUACAGUAUCAUUUGUCUAGCUGCAGCGUAGAAGCUGCUUCUAGCUGGUACAAAAGGAAGAAAAAAUCCAACCGUUUUUUUGCGUCAAAUUUUUCCACACCAUACUCCGCCGGUUGAACAAGGAGCUGUUGCGGCUGCCGCCGGUCCGAUAUGGCGGGAAAGAUUUUGAUGUUUCACUGGUUCCUUAUGUGGCAUUGACAACACAUGUGUAACAUCCCUGAAUCUUACCUAAGUACCGGAAAUUUCUAUAGCUGUGUAAAGUACAACAAGAUGAACCUGCUCCAUCCGUGGUGGAGGUGUUGCGGGAACAAGAGGAAAAGCGAAAGCGUAUAUAAGAAAAACAAAAAAAACAGACAAAAUUUUCCUCUCCAUACAUUAUCGACGACUCCGCUGCCCAAACCGCGCAGACUGCCGGCGAGAGUUAUCAGGUUGAAAAAAUUGCUCCGGACUUACAACACACGACAGUUGUUGAGACUUCUUCUGCAUCGAUAAUGGAGUUACUCAUGCCAAUACCAGAAAUAUCUCUCCUGAAGAUAAGCCGUGGAAUGACCUCAUUCAUUCUGCAGAAAAUGAUGAUGUAGCCCUAUGUGCAGGCGCGGCACGUCGCAUGAGCAAGGCGACGCGUCUGUGCUUCUUUCCCGGUGGAGAAUGCAUGGCAAACUAGAAGGAAAAAAAUCUGAUGCUGUAUAGUCAAGGCAGUUUUCAACUCGAUAUAAGCGCUCCGACCGACAAUGCGGUGGAACUUACGGAAUGUGGAAAAUUUUUCUUCAUCUAUACUCGAAUUUGGCAUGCGUGGCUCCUUCUCCUUGCAUUGAAAUUGUGCAAUAAGUGAUUCAUUGCAUUGAGAUGAAAGCAGCCUGGUAGUGUUCCGGAUCUGAAGUUUGCUCCGUCGGGUACAUUUUGAGUUGUUACUGCGAGAUGAAAAUUUUCCAGUUCUAUACGCCAGCCGGCUGCAAACGACGGCGCGGGUGCGGUGCCGGGGAAGAUAUGAAUUUGGAAAAGCUGUACGUCGUGGGUUCCUUCUUCCUCUUUUGUGAACAUUGCUAUGAACAGUUGUGAUUCUGAUACGCCAGCUUCACGUGUUGGAAUGCGUGGCUUGUCCUCCGAGCCUCCUACGACAGAGAGGCAUAGAGGCGGAUUUACAACGUUGUUGAUGUCUGUCAUGUAGUCACCGUGAACAGCAUGACACAAGGCGUGUCGUACUCCUGUUUAGCAUGACAAAUCGAUGGGUACAAAGAGGAAAAGAUGGGGGAAUGAUUUCUGUGGCCGGUCUUUCCACUGCAUACUUCCCGGUGAACGCCGCGGACGGGUUUCUGGAAACUGCGGAGGGGGAAGCGGACAAAAAAGAAGCCGAAGCGAACGCCGUCGGCAAGGGCAAGGAAAGCGGCAAAGCCUCCGCCGCCCAACAAAGCGAAGCGCCACAACAAGGUGGAGGUAACAACGGGGCGAUGGUUAUGAUGAGGAACUCUUUGCUCUGCUUCGCAUGCUGGGACGCAUUGUUUAUGCCUGUUGAAAAUUGCCGACAGAGCGAUGUAGUUAAAUUAAAGAGGUGCGUCGAAUUUAUGUUGCGCCGGUGUAAGUUAAAAAGGCACAGCUUUGCUGCGCGCCAGUUCUUUUAGAUGUAGGGCAAGUAGAUGAAAAGUUCCUUGUUGAAGGAAAAGUGUCAAUAUCAUCAACGCAUGCGAGCAAGUAAGGAAGUGUUUCGUUCGAUCAUUCCUGCACUGCAGGGGGCCUUGAAGACCGGUCAACAAAUUGGGGGGGAAGUGCUUCGCCAAGUGGCUCAGAAAAAGGCCGACCAAUGGGCCGCGAACAAUCCGAACGCGGCCCUCAUGGGGGCAGUGGGUGCGCAAGGUACAUAUCUUGCUUUUCUUACGUUUCUAGGUCUAGCGCCGUCUUCGAUACAGUGUACGUGAAGACAAUUCCUCGCAUACCGUUAGGCUUUGCUUCUGCCCGAGAGGAAUAUUCCGGACUGAGAGCCCGGCAAAGUACUUAUGUGCCUAUCAUAGCGAUGUGCCUUCGCCAGGGAAGGAAAUCACUGCUUUCAUCAAGUCGUGACCUCUAUGUUUCAAGAAAAAAAAUAUACAGCUGCGAGCGAUUACCACGCCAACAAGAACAAGAAAGUGUCCUCCUUCACCGAAACCGUCCCCUCCACGACCAAGACGGCCGCGCCCCUUGCUGCUGCUCACGAGCAAGAACCCGCCGCGGUUGAUAUGGGAAAGACUACAGCUGUAGUGCUAAAACUUAUGCCCGCCCCCAUUGACUGGUCCUCGUGGAAGUCGUUGCAUCUUCGGUGUUUUCGCCGAUCCCGGCUUGAAACAGAAACGAUUUUUAUGCGAGCUUCAGGUCGAGAGCGGGUGAACGACGUACACGUCGUAGGUAUUGUUGUUCUCGUGUCACCUCCGCGGUGGUCGGAUGUAGAAGGCAAGGCAACAACGCAGGAAAGGAUCUUUUGCUGUCGUGAUCAAGACCGAGUCUUUGCAUGAAGAUAGAGAUAGUGCAGUAUGUGUGUAUUAAUUUUUCAUGUGUUGUUCGGUUUUUCAAUUUUAUCGCGCACACCUCAAAAAGCCAACGACAGCACGAACGGAAAUCAAUGGACUCCUGGCGGCAUUUGUGCGGUUUUUUCCUCUUGAUACCUCUGGACGACGUGACCGACAAAUCCGCUGACGGCGAGUUACGAGGAUUGAAACCUUUUCACCGGAUUUCCUGCUCUUUCCAAUUUUAGAUUCUGCGAUGUAGAAAAGCCGACUUCGUGGUCCCUUGGACUACCGGAACGCCGGUUUUACAUGUAAAAUCGUUGAGCCUAGUGUUGCCGGGCGGGCAAGGCGGUGUAUAAUUGGUCCUCGAUGAUGCGGCGUAUUUGUAUCAGCCGCAGGCGCAGUUGGAUAAAACCUGCUGAUGCCAUCAAAUCAAGGAAAAUUUCUCGCAGAUGCAUGGUGUGUCCUACGAUUCGAUGUGCUUGUCAGGAUCAUGACAUUGGCAACUGGUGUCCCUCACCCUUUCAAAUUUACAUGUCAAUCGUGUUUUUUGUGGAAAGCUGCAGUGCCAGGGAAAUGGUUUUGGUUCCAUAGCUGGUUGCGACGACCACGGGAGCGGCGGCCACGGCCAAGGACAACGCGUUUUUGGAAGAGAAGAUGAAGUUACUGGAAGAAAGCACUACUCGUCCUCCCUCUCAGCUUGUGCAGUGGUAAUAGGAGCAUAGAGAAAAUAAAAACAAGAAAAACAACCUCACAUUCUACUUUCGCAUUGGCGAUUCGUCGGUGCUGCUGGAUUCGUACUUUUGCGAAAGCAAUUUGUCGACUCGUGAAGUUAGGAAAAAUGUCUGUGCGUGAAAAGACGAAGACUCUGCAGGAAAGUAGCUUAUACAAAGUUUGUCUUCUGCAUCCAACGACGGUGGCUAGACCUGGAGUGUUUUUUGUCAAGUACAGUAGAGCUUGGUCCAUUUUUAAUUUGGCCUCGAUGGACGCAGCUGUUCGCGGCGGCUCCAGCUGUUAUAUCACGUGAUUUCUUCGUUUGCAUUGACCCGAGCCCGACGUCAGAGCUUUGUUUUUCAAUGUGAUAUCAUAAUACAACCACGCAAAGAGAAAGACCGAAUAGGGCACAGGCUCAGAGCGGAAUGUUUUAGGGGUCAUAUGAGCCAUUUCCAGCACUUGCGGCCAUUGGUGCAGUUGUCGGGCCCGCUCUCGUUGGUGCAGCUGCAGAACAUCUCGUCCCAAAGCUCACGGACCACAUUUUGGAUGCCUUCGACGGUGAUGACGAGGACAGUGAUGAAGCAGCGGAUGUUGACGGCCCCGUCACCCCAGAAGAACAGGCCCAGCGAGCUGCGAAGCGGGCUCGGAAGGAAGAACGAGCUGCGAAGGGUAUUGACGAAGCGGCCAAAAAAGCGGGGCAAAAAGACGACGGCAGAGGGCUUGCCGACCUGGAGGACUUUGAGGUGAAGGGACUCGCUGCAGACAUUGCAGUAGAAAUACAAAGGCAAGAUCCCGCCAAGAAGGAAGUGGACCCGGCCGCUAUCGAGAAAGAGGUCGAGGCUCGAAAACUUGCAGCUGAAAGAAAGCGGUUUGUCCGGGAAGAGGUCGACGCCGCGGAGAACGCGGGGGGAGAUGUGGAGCAUGCCGCGAAGGCUGCGAAGGAGAAGUUCGGUAUAGAGAGGUCUUUUUGUUAUCUUCAGCGCUGCUUGUGUCGCCCUGCGCUGGCCCGUUGUGCCGAUUCAGGAAAAUGUGUUCCCAAAACAACGAGGGAGGAGUUUCGUGAUGGCCCGAUCCCUUCGAAGUUUCACGGCUGA
This is a messenger RNA of Amoebophrya sp. A120, 6393 nucleotides long. NCBI's taxonomy places the organism in Eukaryota, Dinophyceae, Syndiniales, Amoebophryaceae. The record is from the annotation of a GenBank genome assembly.